Molecule: messenger RNA, 5016 nt
Organism: Penicillium verrucosum
Lineage: Eukaryota; Fungi; Ascomycota; Eurotiomycetes; Eurotiales; Aspergillaceae
Exons: 3
Coding region: 1-5016 (1671 amino acids)
Molecular function (GO): catalytic activity; nucleic acid binding; zinc ion binding
Source: RefSeq, a predicted model, not a curated record
AUGUCGGGACGGGCCGAGACGCGAACCCCUGAACCGCCCGACCGCGACGAACACGAAAAGUCACCGCCACGAUUGUCGAGACCGAGACGCACCACCAGACCGCCUAAAAACUAUGGCCAAGAUCAAGAGAUCGACAUCCAACAGAGAAACGCGCGCUCCCAGCGGAAGAAUGAGGCCCAGGGCAAGCCUGUAGCCCAACAUGAAGCGGUAACUUUGGACGAUGCCUUAACCGAGAGCGACGACCUGGACGUCGCCGACCUGGUGAAAGAGCUUGUGAAACUCAGGAGAGACAUCAAACGGCGAGAUGGUUUGCAUAGAGAAGAGAUGCAGAAAGUACAAGAAGAACUGCAGAAAGUCAAGGAAGAAUUCAGCGCCGCCCUUGCAGAAGUUCGACACGAGCUACAGACCCUGACAGAUAGACCCCUUACACCGCAACCCCUUUCCGAACCAUGCCCCCAGAACGGUCACGAUGAGAUCCUUCGCGAAAUCCAAUCCUUACGCAUUGCAAUCAGUCCUGCAGACCUCACCACGGGAUCCCCUUCCUAUGCAGAUGUUGCCCGCACUCCCCCAACCAGCUACCCGAGCAACGUACGGACUCUCUCAUCGUCGAACACGACACCGACCACCUUCACCGACACGUUGUAUUGCACGAUAGACACUUCAAAGAUGGUAAACAACGAAAGUGAGAAGAUGUCCGCAGGUCCGAUCCGGGCGGCGGUUGAAACAGAGAUCCGAAUGAUGGAAAAGCACACGCACUGGCGCUGUCGCGCCGUCACGGUGGAUCCGAAAAACACAAACCGGAUCAGAAUUGCAUGUCGCGAUGAAGCUGAACACCAGCUAGUCAAGAAAGUGGCGGAAGCAAAGAUCGGCGAAGGAGCCCGAGUGCUUCGUGACGAGCUUUACCCGAUCAAAGUCGACAGCGUCAACAGGGCCGCAGUUCUUGACGAAAAAGAUGAGAUCCGAGCUGGAGCCACAGUGGCCUUCAGCGAGGAGAACGAAGUCACCGUUGCUAAGAUCGCGUGGCUCAGCAGAAAGGAAAGCGCAAAGGCCUACGGGUCGAUGGUUGUUUACCUAACCAGGGGCACUGAUGCACGGAGGCUCCUCGCCGACGGAUUCUUCCACGCUGGGGGAGAAUCCGGCGUGACUAGCACCUUUGAACAUCGUCCACGACCGACGCAAUGUUACAAUUGUCAGGAGAUUGGACAUAAAGCAUUCCAGUGUAAGAACGUCCAGAAUGCAUUCCGUGUGGAGGCCCGCAUGAAUCGCAUAGCAAGAACUGCCGGAAGCUCUAUCCGCCGCGUCAUGAGUAAAACCUUCCGUAUCAUCCAACUGAACGUGAGAAAACAGGGCGCGGUGCAUGACAGCUUGAUGAAUGACGAACAAACCCGAGACGCAGCGGUGUUAGCGAUCCAAGAACCCCAAGCGAGGAGAAUCCACGGCAGGCUCUUGACGACCCCGAUGGGACAUCACAAGUGGACGAAAAUGGUUCCUUCCGCCUGGAGGGAAGGCAGAUGGGCGAUCCGAAGCAUGCUUUGGGUCAACAAGGAUAUAGAAGCGGAGCAAGUGGCUAUAGAAUCCCCGGAUCUGACGGCGGCGGUCAUCCGACUCCCCGAGCGACUGAUUUUUAUGGCAUCAGUUUACGCAAUUGCAAAGGUGCGGCGAGACACGGGCGCUGUGGUAGAGGUCAUGAUUGUGGGAGACUUUAACCGCCAUGACCAACUCUGGGGAGGAGACGAGGUGUCCCUGGGAAGACAGGGCGAAGCGGAUCCAAUCAUUGACCUCAUGAACGAGUUUGCUCUCAGCAGCUUACUCAAACGAGGUACAAAGACGUGGCAUGGUGGUGGAUGGAGCGGGGACUGCGAGUCGACCAUCGACCUCGUCCUGGCCUCUGAUAAUUUGACAGACUCAAUGAUCAAGUGUGCGAUAUAUGGGACAGAGCACGGCUCGGACCACCGUGCCAUUGAGACUGUGUUCGAUGCACCGUGGUCAGCCCCGAAGCAUCUGGAACGACUUCUGCUGAAGAACGCACCAUGGAAAGAGAUCAAUGCCAGAAUCGCGAGUGCUCUGGCCGCCACUCCGUCGGGAGGCACGGUGCAGCAGAAGACUGACCGACUCAUGACGGCGGUCAGCGAGGCGGUACAUGCUUUGACUCCAAAGGCAAAACCGUCACCACACGCGAAACGAUGGUGGACAGCCGACUUAACACAGUUGCGCCAUAUAUACACAUACUGGCGAAAUCAUGCUCGCUCGGAGCGUCGGGCAGGACGAAAAGUACCGCACCUGGAAAAGACAGCCCAAAGUGCGGCGAAACAAUACCACGAUGCCAUCCGCAAACAAAAGAAGAAGCACUGGAAUGAGUUUCUCGCAGACAACGAUAACAUCUGGAAAGCCGCUAAAUACUUGAGGUCGGGAGAGGACGCGGCAUUCGGGAAGCUACCGCAGCUUGUUAGAGCAGACGGGACUACCACCACGGAUCAUCAAGAGCAAGCAGAAGAGCUGCUGUCUAAGUUCUUUCCCCCACUGCCUGACGUUAUUGACGACGAGGGGACCAGACCACAAAGAGAGCCGGUGGAAAUGCCUACUAUCGGCCUAGAGGAGGUAGAACGACAGCUUUUUGCGGCGAAAUCAUGGAAGGCGCCGGGCGAAGACGGUCUACCGGCGAUAGUCUGGAAGAUGACGUGGCCCACGGUCAAGCACAGGGUUCUCGACUUGUUCCAGGCGUCAUUGGAAGAAGGCAUGUUGCCGAGACAGUGGAGACAUGCGAAGAUCAUACCGCUCAAAAAGCCGAACAAGGAAAACUACACUAUUGCGAAGGCAUGGAGGCCAAUUUCGCUCCUCGCAACGCUGGGCAAAAUACUGGAAUCCGCGGUUGCAGAAAGGAUCUCGCACGCUGUGGAGACACACGGCUUGCUCCCGACCAGCCAUUUCGGAGCCCGGAAGCAACGGUCCGCGGAGCAGGCACUUGUACUCCUACAAGAGCAGAUCUACACAGCGUGGCGUGGCCGACGGGUGUUGAGUUUGAUCAGCUUCGAUGUCAAAGGCGCCUACAACGGGGUGUGUAAAGAACGACUGCUCCAGAGAAUGAAAGCGCGAGGCAUACCAGGUGUCCUGAUCCGGUGGGUCGAAGCGUUCUGCUCGGAACGAACGGCGACCAUCCAAAUCAAUGGACAAGUGUCGGAGGUCCAGAGCCUUCCACAGGCUGGCCUACCUCAGGGCUCGCCCCUGUCCCCGAUCCUAUUCCUCUUCUUCAAUGCAGACCUCGUACAAAGACAGAUCGACAGCCAGGGCGGAGCGAUGGCGUUCGUGGAUGAUUUCACCGCAUGGGUGACCGGGCCGACCGCCCAGAGCAACCGGGAAGGCAUUGAAGCAAUUAUCAAUGACGCACUCGACUGGGAGAAAAGGAGCGGAGCGACUUUUGAAGCAGACAAAACAGCCAUCAUACACUUUGCUCCCAAGGCUUACAAAUUGGAUCAGGGACCUUUCACUAUCAAGAGACAAACCGUUGAGCCCAAGGACCAUGUCAAGAUCUUGGGCGUCCUCAUGGACACGAAACUCAAGUACAAGGAACAUAUUGCGAGGGCAGCAUCCAAGGGCCUGGAGGCCGCGAUGGAGCUUCGACGACUUCGGGGUUUAUCCCCAGCGACAGCACGACAGCUAUUUACAUCGACGGUGGCGCCGGUCGUGGACUACGCGUCCAAUGUCUGGAUGCACGCGUGCAAGGAUAAGGCCAUGGGGCCGAUAAACCGCGUCCAAAGGGUAGGAGCGCAGGCGAUUGUAGGAACAUUCCUCACAGUUGCGACCAGUGUAGCAGAAGCCGAGGCCCACCUUGCCACUGUUCAACACCGCUUCUGGAGACGAGCCGUGAAGAUGUGGACGGACAUACAUACCCUGCCAGAAACCAACCCUCUCCGCAGGAACACAGCACGGAUCAAGAAAUUCAGAAGAUACCAUCGUUCGCCGUUGUAUCAAGUAGCAGACGCGCUGAAGAACGUUGAGAUGGAAACACUGGAAACCAUCAAUCCGUUCACAUUGGCACCAUGGGAAGUACGCGUACAGGUUGGCGUUGAAGCAACUCCGCAGUCACCGACCGUACCAGGCGGGUCAAUGCAGAUCGCAACCAGCAGUUCAGCACGGAACGAGCUAGUCGGGUUUGGGAUGGCGAUCGAGAGACAGCCACCUCGGUAUCGAAAACUGAAACUGAAGACCCUUUCCGUCACAUUGGGUGCAAGAACAGAGCAAAAUCCGUUCUCUGCGGAGCUAGCAGCGAUGGCACAUGCGUUGAACAUGGCAGUUGGUCUGAAAGACUACAGGAUUACGCUGCUCACGAGCAACAAAGCGGCGGCUCUGACACUAAGGAAUCCUCGACAACAGUCAGGCCAGGAAUUCGUCUGCCAACUGUACAAGUUGAUGAGAAAGCUACGGAGAAAUGGAAACCAGAUCAAUAUCCGGUGGAUCUCAACGAGCGAAGACAAUAAACUGCGGGGUCUGGCUAAAGAACAGGCCAGAGCCGCGACACAAGAAGAUGCUCUCCCGCAAGAACGCGUCCCGAGAAUGAAGUCAACAACACUAAAUAUCGCACGAUCCCAAGCAGUCCCCAGCAAUGACCUGCCAGCGAACGUAGGGAGACACGCAAAACGAGUUGAUGCAGCACUCCCAGGCAAACACACCCGGCAGCUGUACGACCGAUUAUCUUGGAAAGAAGCGAGCGUGCUAGCUCAACUCCGAACUGGCAUGGCAAGACUCAAUGGAUAUCUCUAUCGAAUCAACGUGGCAGACACGGACCAGUGUGCGUGUGGACAAGCGAGAGAGACCGUGGAGCACUUCCUAUUUCGAUGUCAAAAAUGGACGGCGCACCGGACGGAGCUACUACAAUGUACCAACACCCACCGAGGAAAUAUAUCCUUCUUCCUAGGAGGAAAGUCGCCUUCCGAUGAUCAGAAGUGGACGCCGAACUUAGAGGCAGUACGGGCCUCAAUACGAUUCGCCAUCGCCACAGGCCGACUCGAGGCCACCUAA